Arctia plantaginis is the source of this 1347-nucleotide messenger RNA. Lineage: Eukaryota; Metazoa; Arthropoda; Insecta; Lepidoptera; Erebidae. The record is from the annotation of a GenBank genome assembly.
AUGGCUGUGCUCGAAGUCAGCGGAACGCUCGCUGAUCGUUACCACCCCGUGAAUCCAGCGUUGCGUUCCGCCACCGUACCCAACGCAGAAGAGCUGAAACCCCAGUACUGGGCCCAACAAGCGGAGCAAGCCAUCAAAGCGCGCUCGACGCUAGCUGAACCCCGCGGUGAAGCGCGUAAUGUGAUCUUGUUUCUAGGUGACGGCAUGUCCGUGCCGACACUCGCUGCAGCGCGCAUCUACUCCGGCCAGCAGAGAGGCGCCACCGGGGAGGAGACCGAGCUGUUCUUCGAGUCUUUUCCAACCACAGGCUUACUAAAAACAUACUGCGCCAACAGUCAGGUGGGUGAUUCCGCGUGCACGGCUACUGCUUAUCUCUGCGGUGUAAAAACUAAUUCAGGAUGUAUCGGCGUGAGCGCGGCCGUGAAUCGCGGUGACUGCGCGGCCGCAAGGGUAUCAGCAAACCAAGUUCAGUCUAUUGGAGAAUGGGCGCUUGAAGACGGGCGUGAUGUUGGAUUGGUGACUACAGCCCGGGUGACGCAUGCAUCACCGUCUGGCAUGUACGCCAAGGUGCCGGAACGUGCAUGGGAGAAUGACGUGGCGGUCAAAAAGGCCGGACACAAGAACAUCACUUGCCCAGACAUUGCGUACCAACUCGUGCACAUGAAUCCAGGCAAUAAAUUUAAGGUAAUUUUAGGAGGAGGCCGGCGCAACUUUUUACCAGUAUGUGUUAUAGAUGAAGAAGGUUUUCGGGGUAUACGAAAAGACGGCCAAAAUUUAAUAGAAGAUUGGCAACAAUCCAAGGCGAGACUUAACGCUACGUAUAAGUAUAUUUGGAACCGGGACCAGUUAAUAACCACUAACAAUGAUUUACCUCAAUACUUAUUGGGCUUGUUCGAGGCCAGCCAUAUGCAAUUUAAUUUGGUUAUGAACAAAACCACGGAACCGACACUUGCUGAGCUAACAGAGACUGCCAUUAAAAUUCUUAGACGCAAUAAUAAAGGCUUCUUCCUAUUCGUGGAGGGCGGGCGCAUCGACCACGGCCACCACGACAACCGCGUCCAGUUCGCGCUAGAUGAGACCGUGCAGUUGAGCGAGGCCGUAAAGCGUGCCGCCGGCCUGCUGUCCCAAGACGACACGCUCAUCGUGGUCACAGCUGACCACGCGCACGUUAUGUCCAUUAAUGGCUAUUCAAACCGGGGUCACGAUAUUCUCGGCAUUUCUAGGAAUACAGAUACCAACAAAGCACCAUAUAUGACACUUUCUUAUACUAACGGACCGGGCUUUUAUAAUCUGACAGGAAAUGGAGUUAGGCCGGAUGUCACUAAGCUGCAAAACUUUGGUAAGUAA